UUUACUUCCUGGUUAGCACUCGUCCAUUCUCCCGUAAUCAAAACAAAGCACCACGGAAGCGCUUUCCUUCUCCAAAACAAAUCAACGUCAAGUAAAAUGACACGUUCUUGUAAUACGUAAUGGCAGAGCGUAAGAGAAAACUGCCAUCACGCAAAGGCGAUAGAAAAGCAAAUCAUGAAAGCGAACUAGUUGCUGAGCGUAAACAGCAAAAACUAAAUGAGACGGUGCACAGUGUUUAUUUCAGUAAUGAUCGAACUACUGACCUGCGAAGGAGACUGGGAGAAGAUUUUUUCACACAACCUUGCGUCGCUUUGGCUAAAGCUUUCCUCGGCAAGGUCCUGGUGCGGCGGCGCGAGGACGGUACGGAAUUGAGAGGCCGCGUGGUGGAGACAGAGGCGUACCUGGGGGGCGAGGACAAGGCGUCGCACUCUGCGGGGGGCAAGCGCACAGAGAGAAACACGGCCAUGUUCAUGAAGCCCGGCACCAUUUAUGUGUACCCAAUCUACGGCAUCUACCUCUGCAUGAACGUGUCCAGUCAAGGUGACGGCGCCGCUGUGCUGCUGCGCUCGCUGGAGCCACUGCAGGGCCACGCUGUCAUGAUGCAGCUGAGGGCCGCCAGGCGCAAAGACGGAGCUCGGCCUCUCAAGGACAAGGAGCUGUGCAACGGCCCCUCCAAGCUGUGCCAGGCUCUGGACGUCCCGCGCUCAUUCGACCGCCGGGAUCUGGCGUCCGACCCCGAGGUGUGGCUGGAGGACGCAGAUCCCGCUGCAGGAGACGCCCACCACGAGGUCAUGGUGGAGGCACCGCGUAUCGGCAUCGAGUCCCACGGGGAGUGGGCCAAGAAGCCUCUGCGGUUUUACCUCAAGGGGAACGCUUGUGUUAGCGUGGUGGACAAAGUGGCUGAAAGACGAGAGAAUCCAUCUGACCUCCAAACCCUGUAACCAUACAUAAAUGGACAAAAGUAUUGAGACGCAGAUUGUAUCGAUUCAACUCACUGUCACAAGCUCAUUGAACUCAGUGAAGCUCUGCUUACCUUCCACGAUGGCAGAAGGGUCGCCCUUGUGGCGAUGCGGAAGUUUCUGCAUGAUCGUGACACCGACCUUCGCUUGAAAGCAGCUCUGCAUCUUCAUCCGGCUGAGCUUUGAAGUCAUGGAAGGAGAAAUUCAGUACGACGUCCGUUAGAAUGUAAAUAAGUCCGAAGGAAUCGUUUACACGUGGCCCGCAGAUCUUGUGUUUCCAAAUUGUGUUCCAAAAUUUUAAUUCAUCUUAAUAUAAGAUAUUUUGGACAAUUAUCACCUCUCAAAAGUCAAAAAGAUUGAAAGUGAAAUCUGGGGUUACAACUCAAUUUUUUCUAAGUGACUUUUUGCUGUUGUACACACCAAAAACAAGAUUUAAAUCAACCCUU
Molecule: messenger RNA, 1405 nt
Organism: Syngnathus acus (greater pipefish)
Lineage: Eukaryota; Metazoa; Chordata; Actinopteri; Syngnathiformes; Syngnathidae
Gene: mpg
Product: N-methylpurine DNA glycosylase
Exons: 3
Coding region: 120-941 (273 amino acids)
Biological process (GO): base-excision repair
Molecular function (GO): DNA binding; alkylbase DNA N-glycosylase activity
Source: RefSeq, a predicted model, not a curated record